AUGCAGUCGGCACGGACCACGACACCGAAGAGACACGGCGGCGGCGGUGGCGGCGGCGGCGGGCCCGGUAGCGUCUCGCAGGGCAUACCUGGUACCGUCUCGCAGAGCGUGCCCGGUACCAUCUCACAGGGCGUACCUGGUACCAGCGUGCCCGGUACCAUCCCGCAGGGCGUACCUGGUACCGUCUCGCAGAGCGUGCCCGGUACUAUCUCACAGGGCAUACCUGGUACCGUCUCGCAGUGUGCCCAGUACCAUUUCGGUACUGUCUCGCAGAGCGUGCCCGGUACCAUCUCGCAGGGCGUACCUGGUACCGUCUCGCAGAGCGUGCCCGGUACCAUCUCGCAGGGCGUACCUGGUACCGUCUCGCAGAGCGUGCCCGGUACCAUCUCGCAGGGCGUACCUGGUACCGUCUCGCAAAGCGUGCCCAGUACCAUAUCACAGGGCGUAUCUGGUACCGUCUCGCGGGGCGUGCUCGGUACCUUCUCGCAGGGCGUGGCCAGUAUCGUCUCCCCGGGCGUGCUCCGUACCGCCUCGCGGAGCGUGCCAGGCGCCACCGGCCGGUGA
Messenger RNA from Pollicipes pollicipes, 564 nucleotides. RefSeq names its product fap1 adhesin-like. The transcript has 3 exons. The coding region runs from base 1 to 564 and encodes 187 amino acids. The record is from RefSeq and is a predicted model, not a curated record. Lineage: Eukaryota; Metazoa; Arthropoda; Thecostraca; Pollicipedomorpha; Pollicipedidae.